AUGAAUACCCUACAUCGCUCCGUCGGUAGGCUGAUGAAACGCUCGGCUGACGACGUUGAUGUCGGGACCAUCAUCUCUGACGUCAAGAACUACGAUGAACGGCUAAACAGGUUAAUCGAAGAUCUUACAAAAUAUCAAACGGCGAUCAGUCAGUUACUCGUUCACCAAAAUGCCGCUUCAAAAGAGAUGGUUGUGCUCUAUAAAGCCAUUCCGCCAGAACGGGCUGCGAUCGAUCCGGCGCGAUUACAGAGAGUUGAGGAAUAUAAUGCUGUUUCGGGUGAGAUGAAGGAGGAGCUGAAGCAGAUCGCUCAGAAGGUGAAUGAUGUUAUUAAACAGUCUAAUGUGGUUAGGGGCUGUCUGAAACCGGUGAAGAAGUCUUUGGAUAAGAGGGAUAAUUAUAAGCUUGACUUUGAAAGACAUACCUCGACGGUAGAUAGUGCACGUAAGAAGGGCGCUCGCACCGAGAGAGAAAUGGGUGUCCAAGCCAAAGCAGAACAUAACCUCGAAGAAUCCACCACAAAAUAUCAAGCUUUAGACAAUCACAUCAGGGCCACCGUCCCACCAAUCCUCGACGCAAUCGGUGUCUACAUCCCCUACGUGCUCCACGUAAUAACAGAAAUCACCACCGAAUUUGUUGGUAUCCAAUACCGUUUUGUCAAUGACUUUGCUACUCGCCACAGUUUGAUGAAUUAUGAUACUUUGGAGGAAGAAUGGAAACAAGAUUUCAUGCCGAUAAAGGACCACGCCGAGCAGUUCAAGCUUCUACAGAAUGGGAAGGCGGUGCAUAAACCUAUGGAACUGAAGCAUUCUUCACCCGGUUCUCCGGUUCUAGAAAAGAAAGGCUUUCUGUCAAGGAGACAGAGUAGUAAGACGGAAGAAGACAUUGGUCACCCGAUUCGUAGGGUAAGAACCAGUGAUCCACCGCCGCCGUCUUAUAGCCAACUGGGGCAACUAGACCCACCCGGCGGACGACCGAUGUCUAGACAACAAUCCGGCGGAAGUGGGAUCGGACUAGGUAUUGAAGGGAAGGGUUCAGCUCCACCAAGGCCAGUGUCAAGGAAAUCUUCAAGCAGCAUUUGGGGGAAAGAUAAACCAUCCGACGCAUCAAUUCGUCCAACCGUCCAAAAGAUCCAAUCCUCAACAUCGGUUAAAUCGUUCCAACCCGAAGGUGCGGCGGCCAGCGCUACUUAUACACCACCAGCUAGCAUGUACGGAACAAAUGGGAUGAGUCUAAAGUCUAAACAAUCAUCAGCGUCAUUGGCUAGUGCUGCUGCCGCCAUCGCGGCGAAGAAGAAAGCGCCGCCACCGCCAGUUCCGUUGAAAUCUAAACCCACCCCGAAACCGAAGGAUGUCUACGUCAUUGCUUUGUAUUCUUUUCAACCGCAGAGUCGAGGGGAUUUGGAGUUAAGGGAAGGAGAUAGGGUUAAAGUCAUACAGAAGACUGAAAAUGUUGAAGAUUGGUGGGAGGGAGAGAUUACAGGAACAGAUGGGAGGACAAGGAAGGGAUUUUUUCCGGCGAAUUAUUGUCAGAUGGAGUAA
This is a messenger RNA of Orbilia oligospora ATCC 24927, 1539 nucleotides long. RefSeq lists its product as uncharacterized. The coding region runs from base 1 to 1539 and encodes 512 amino acids. Lineage: Eukaryota; Fungi; Ascomycota; Orbiliomycetes; Orbiliales; Orbiliaceae. The record is from RefSeq and is a predicted model, not a curated record. The transcript has 6 exons. Gene Ontology annotation, cellular component: actin cortical patch; medial cortex; Rvs161p-Rvs167p complex. Gene Ontology annotation, molecular function: protein binding; lipid binding. Gene Ontology annotation, biological process: actin cortical patch localization; endocytosis; plasma membrane tubulation.